UGAUCUCGUUAUUGCACUUCCAUCUCCGAAUACACAAAAACAAAACCCAUUUUUUAACUUUUCUACGCCGCUUUGCUUUCCUUUUAUCUUCUUUUUUGCGUUUUGCAGUUUCGACGGCGCUCCCCGUCGUUGUUUUGUCCCGUCUCUCCUCAUUCCCAAAUUGCUCUUCUUCUCUCGCCUUUUCUUUUUCUCCGAAACUCCCAGAAAAAUUCUUUUGAAAUUGAAUCUCAAUAAUUUUUAUUUAUUUAUUUAACUUUCGUGGUUUUUAUUUGUGUAUGUGCUAAACGGUGUCGGUUCCUCUUAAAGAAAGUGGAAAACGCAAACUCGUGGUUUUUUAGUUGUACUUUUGCAACUGCCCAGGAAAACGGCGUCGUUGUCCUUGGAGAUAUCAAAUCGGAAGUUUUCCCUAUUCUCGCCGGAGAAUUCUGAUUUUUCCGGUGAACCAAAACCAAUCAGUUCCUCCCAAGAUUGAUUAUUUCCACUGUCACCAAUGGACGUAACAUUGGUGGACCCUUACGGAACGAACCCUGGACCAAUGGAUGCUUCAGUACUUUAUGAUCAAGAGAAACAUGUUUCCUCCGCAGUUUGGGAUGGGCAGGAGCGUGGUGCACUUAGAUGUCAUGAACACACUUCAAAGCUCGACCAGUGGACACUCACUCGAAAACAAGUUGAGUUAGUCGAGAAGGCUGGGUUUGGGUAUUUAAGAUUGAUUCCUGCAAUAAGUCUAGACAAUCCACUAAUUUCUGCGUUAGUUGAGAGGUGGAGGAGGGAAACAAACACUUUCCACUUGAAUGUCGGAGAAAUGACUGUAACCCUCAAGGAUGUUGCAUUGUUGCUUGGACUAGCUAUUGAUGGAGAACCCGUAAUCGGUACAACUUACACCACCUGCCACAUAGUGUGUGAAAAGUAUCUAGGGAAGGCACCAGAAUCUGGUUAUACUAGUGGUGGGAUGGUAAAGCUAAGUUGGUUGAAAGAGUUCUUUUCUUGGUGUCCUGAAGAUGCCCCACUUGAGGUUGUCGAGCGUCAUACCCGUGCUUACCUCUUGUACCUUGUAGGCAGCACUAUUUUUUCUACCACCACGGGGAAUAAAGUCCCUGUUAUGUACCUUCCAUUAUUUGAGAAUUUUGACCGGUGUGGAAAAUAUGCCUGGGGAGCUGCAGCAUUGGCAUUCUUGUAUAGGGCCUUAGGCAAUGCCUCGCUGAGAUCUCAGAGUACAAUUAGUGGCUGUUUAACACUGCUACAGUGUUGGAGUCACUUUCACUUGAACAUUGGUCGACCAAAGCUCAAUCAUGAUCUGACACAUGAGUGCUUUCCAUUUGUGCUUAGAUGGAAGGGGAAACAAAGUGGUCCAACAGCGAACCGCGAUGUAGUAUUUUACCGUAAGGCAUUGGAUUCUCUGAAACCAUGUGAUGUAGAGUGGCUUCCUUAUAGAAACAUGGACAGUACAUUAAUUCCAGAAGAUAUUAAGAAUAAUUUGAUCUUAGGGAGGUCAAAAACAAUGUUAAUUUGUUUUGACAAGGCAGAAAGGCAUCUCCCUAACCGUUGCUUAAGGCAAUACGGCAUGGUUCAGUCAAUCCCAGAAGAUGUACAACAAUGGGAGAGGAAAAGUCGUGGAGUUGAUGGUGGGGUUGACUUGUCAAUGAAGAUGCAAUCAGAAGUUGAUGAAUGGUCUGAGCGUCAAUCUCAUAUCGUGGAUGGUGAUAAUGCUGCAGAUGAAAAUGAAUACAUGCAGUGGUACCUGAAAAUUACCCGUAAAUUUGUAGGGAGGCCUAUAUCUCUCUCAUCAGAGUUUCAGAGAACAAAUGCUGGUCUGAGGGAUAUUGCACAUAUAGUUGACACAUUCUCUACAAAGGGGUUGGAUCCUCAACAAAUUGAGUUGGUUUCUAGGAUCAGAUAUGUCGCGCAUGAAUGUCUGAGAGACCAAGUUGGAGGCCCAGCCAUUGUGACAGCUACCCCACAAGUUGAAGUCGGGAAAAGAGGAAAGGAGAGAGUAAGAAGAAAGAGUACUGGAAAACGUCUAAGAAAGGAUGAAUCAAUGCAAUAUGGUGCAGCUAGCGAGGAUGACCAAUCUCAUUAUGGUGCUACUGAUGAGAUUGCUCAAUUGCAAUUGCAGCAUGGAGAUAGAGAAGAGAACCACCAUCAACUAUAUGCUUUAGAUAGCGUGGACAAUCCUUUACGAAUAAUUGCAGAUGGUGAGAAUGAACCUCUGCAUCUGUGCAGUGCAGAUAUCGAGAUUGAUCAUUCACCGCUAAACAAUGCAACUGUUGAGGUAGUUGAUGCUGAGAUGAGCCAUGCAUCUAUGAAAGCUGAAGGGACCCAGUUUCUUAAUGAAACAGAAAAGAACAAUGACUUGCAGCCCUCUGCUGCAGUGACUGAGGUUAAGGACUCCCAACUUUCUGAUGCAACGCUGGAGGUUUACCUGCAGAAUCAUGAUGCAAAUGAGGUUGUCAACCCACAACGUCAUGAAAUAACUAAGGAGGUCGUUGACUCACAGUUUAAUGAUACAAAUAAGGACGAUGUAGAUUCACAGCUUAAUGAUGCAAAUAAGCAUGCCAUUGAAUCACAGCUGAGUGAUGCAAGUAAAGAGGUUAUUGACUCACAGCCGAGUGAUGUAACUAAAGAGGUCAUCGACUCCCAGCUCAGUGAUGCAAAGGAGGUCACUGACUCACAGCUUAGUGACGUGAAGGAGGUCAUGGACUCGCAGCUUCCUGAUGCAGUCAACAAUGUCAAUGGAUCACAACUUUCUCAGGUUACUAAUGAGUGAUCAAGAGACAGCUAAAGCAGCAGCAUAAGUUCAACAAUCAUCUGUUGAAACUUCCAUAGAUGUGGUACAACCGAAUGUUGUCGCAUUAUAGUAUAAUCUGAAGUCACUAUCAGGCAACUUUUUGGACUCAUGUAAGAUUGAUGUGAUAAUUUCGCGUGUGCAUGUGUAUACAUAUUGUCUUACCUGCUUUCUUGAUCUGAUGAAUUUGAAAUUCCAUUCUGUUAUGGCAGGCAGCUGAAGGCUGACUAAUAUUUCAAAUGAGGCUAGACUAAGGAGUACCUGGAUUAAAAUUUUCUCCUCUUUGCGUCAUGCUGUGAAUUUUUCUUGGCUGAUCUAAUUUAGUGUUUAUAAUUUUCGAGUUAUUAAUUAUAUCGUGUAAUAUCUGAGGUAUUUUCAGCUCAAAUCUUUUUUUGUCUUGUGUUCUACACAAGUAGCUUAUUUUAGGAUUACAUCUUUUGUUUCCCCCCAAGAAUUUUGUUUUUCUCACUCUAGCUGGAAAAUUCAAUCAAGGAAAGAUAGCUAGCAAGAAACGA
Molecule: messenger RNA, 3297 nt
Organism: Morus notabilis
Lineage: Eukaryota; Viridiplantae; Streptophyta; Magnoliopsida; Rosales; Moraceae
Product: protein MAIN-LIKE 2
Exons: 6
Coding region: 491-2764 (757 amino acids)
Biological process (GO): meristem development; meristem maintenance
Source: RefSeq, a predicted model, not a curated record